UUCGUGAAGACCCUGACGGGCAAGACCAUCACCCUUGAGGUCGAGUCCUCCGACACGAUCGACAAUGUCAAGUCCAAGAUCCAGGACAAGGAGGGCAUUCCCCCGGACCAGCAGCGAUUGAUCUUCGCUGGUAAGCAGCUCGAGGAUGGCCGAACCCUGUCCGACUACAACAUCCAGAAGGAGUCCACUCUCCACCUCGUCCUCCGUCUGCGUGGUGGUAUC
Trichoderma reesei QM6a is the source of this 222-nucleotide messenger RNA. RefSeq names its product ubiquitin fusion protein (gene rpl40). Gene Ontology annotation, molecular function: protein tag activity; ubiquitin protein ligase binding. The record is from RefSeq and is a predicted model, not a curated record. The transcript is spliced from 2 exons. The annotation marks the transcript as partial. NCBI's taxonomy places the organism in Eukaryota, Fungi, Ascomycota, Sordariomycetes, Hypocreales, Hypocreaceae. Gene Ontology annotation, cellular component: cytoplasm; nucleus. Gene Ontology annotation, biological process: protein ubiquitination; modification-dependent protein catabolic process.